Messenger RNA from Closterium sp. NIES-65, 1422 nucleotides. The record is from the annotation of a GenBank genome assembly. Lineage: Eukaryota; Viridiplantae; Streptophyta; Zygnematophyceae; Desmidiales; Closteriaceae.
AUGGACGUGGACAUGGACGUGGACGUGGACGUGGACGUGGACGUGGACGGACGUGGACGUGGACGUGGACGUGGACGUGGACGUGGACGUGGACGUGGACGUGGACGUGGACGUGGACAUGGACGUGGACAUGGACGUGGACGUGGACGUGGACGUGGACGUGGACGUGGACAUGGACGUGGACGUGGACGUGGACGUGGACGUGGACGUGGACGUGGACGUGGACGUGGACGUGGACGUGGACGUGGACGUGGACGUGGACGUGGACGUGGACGUGGACGUGGACAUGGACGUGGACGUGGACGUGGACGUGGACGUGGACGUGGACGUGGACGUGGACGUGGACGUGGACGUGGACGUGGACGUGGACAUGGACGUGGACGUGGACGUGGACAUGGACGUGGACGUGGACGUGGACAUGGACGUGGACGUGGACAUGGACGUGGACGUGGACAUGGACGUGGACGUGGACAUGGACGUGGACGUGGACGUGGACGUGACGUGGACGUGGACGUGGACGUGGACAUGGACGUGGACGUGGACGUGGACAUGGACGUGGACGUGGACGUGGACGUGGACAUGGACGUGGACGUGGACACGUGGACGUGGACGUGGACAUGGACGUGGACGUGGACGUGGACGUGGACUGGACGUGGACGUGACGUGGACGUGGACGUGGACAUGGACGUGGACGUGGACGUGGACAGGGUCGUGGACGUGGACGUGGACGUGGACGUGGACAUGGACGUGGACGUGGACGUGGACGUGGACGUGGACGUGGACGUGGACGUGGACAUGGACGUGGACAUGGACGUGGACAUGGACGUGGACGUGGACGUGGACGUGGACAUGGACGUGGACGUGGACGUGGACGUGGACAUGGACGUGGACGUGGACGUGGACAUGGACGUGGACGUGGACGUGGACGUGGACGUGGACAUGGACGUGGACGUGGACGUGGACGUGGACAUGGACGUGGACGUGGACGUGGACGUGGACGUGGACGUGGACGUGGACGUGGACAUGGACGUGGACGUGGACGUGGACGUGGACAUGGACGUGACAUGGACGUGGAACGACGUGGACGUGGACGUGGACGUGGACGUGGACGUGGACGUGGACAUGGACGUGGACGUGGACGUGGACGUGGACGUGGACGUGGACGUGGACGUGGACGUGGACGUGGACGUGGACGUGGACGUGGACGUGGACAUGGACGUGGACGUGGACGUGGACGUGGACAUGGACGUGGACGUGGACGUGGACAUGGACGUGGACGUGGACGUGGACGUGGACAUGGACGUGGACGUGGACGUGGACGUGGACGUGGACGUGGACAUGGACGUGGACGUGGACGUGGACGUGGACAUGGACGUGGACGUGGACGUGGACGUGGACGUGGACGUGGACGUGGACGUGUGA